This is a messenger RNA of Nothobranchius furzeri (turquoise killifish), 2769 nucleotides long. RefSeq names its product inhibin subunit beta Aa (gene inhbaa). The record is from RefSeq and is a predicted model, not a curated record. Gene Ontology annotation, cellular component: extracellular region. NCBI's taxonomy places the organism in Eukaryota, Metazoa, Chordata, Actinopteri, Cyprinodontiformes, Nothobranchiidae. Gene Ontology annotation, molecular function: cytokine activity; growth factor activity.
AGCCCGACUCCACAAGGUGAGGCCACACUGUGGAUGACUUGUUGACAAAAACCAGACGAGACAGCUUCAGAGCGUCAGACUGACGGACGGACGGAGAGACGGUCCAGCAGAUGCCAGAUGGAGGAAGAGUCACAGUUCAUCUGAGAUCUUCCCCUCAAACUCAUUCACAGCCGACUGUGUUCCAUUAACAGCCAACCGGAGCGAGGGAAGGCGGGCGGGAGAAGGUAAAAUGAGUCACUGUAAGGCUGAAGUGAAGGAGAAAGGGAUGGAGGGAGGAGGGAGAGAGGUAUAAUUAUGGUAGGACGCAAGGAGAGGAGAGAAGAGCAGCGGAGGGAGGAGAAGAGAGGGAGUCCAGCCCACUCCGCUCAAAACCACUCAACUGGUGAACGAGAGAGUGCUUUCACUGUGACGGAGGGAGAGAGGGAGAGAGGAACUCCCGUCGCCUGGGAUAACUUGGUCCAACACACUCUGAGACGAGUCAGUCUGCAGCUGCUGCACCCGGGAACACGGAUCCUCCUGCAGCUUUUCCUUCAUCCAUUCAUCACAUCCCAGUUUCUCUCGUUUUCUUCUUUCUUCUCCUCUUUUUCUUCUUUCUUUCUUUCUUUCUUUCUUUCUUUCUUUCUUUCUUUCUUUCUUUCUUUCUUUCUUUCUUUCUUUCUUUCUUUCGUGUGACGCCUCCACGUUUUGCUGCCAUCUGUCCGUGACAAAAAGAUAAGGAUUACUCAUUUUCUCCCUCGCCGUUUUUUCUCUCUCGUGUCUUUGCAGCUUUUUUCUUCGGUUUGGCAGGUGGACUGUGAGCUGAGCUGAACUUUACAGCUCCUAAACUUCUGAGAGAGGACGGACAAAGACACGGAGACGAGGCAGAACAACCAAGGGACUCUCUCCUCACUUUAGACUCGUUUCUCUAACUUUGACUCUAAAAGUGGACUUUCCUGUGUUUGAGGGUUGGUCUGCAUCCCACAGCCUCAUCACAUCAGACCCUCGGGAUCUCCUGACGCUAUGUCUGUGGUACGGUUCUUCAGCUGGACCCUGCUGGUCCUGGUCCUGGUCCAGAGCUGUGGCUCAUCCUCAGACCAGGUGUCCAGACUCCAGCCCAUGUCCCUGACUGUCCACCAACAGGGACUGGACGCCGCUUCCCACUGUCCGUCCUGUGCCUUAGCCCGGAUGCGGAGGAAUGAAGAGGUGAUGGAGGUGGACGACGCGGCGGUGACCUACAAGGAGGAGAAGGAGGCUCAGCAGGAUGUGGUGGAGGCGGUGAAGAGACACAUCCUCAACAUGCUGCACCUGCAGGCCCGGCCCAACAUAACCAGGCCGGUGCCACGCGCCGCACUCCUCAAUGCCCUGCGUAAGCUGCACGUGGGGCGAGUGGCAGAGGACGGCAGCGUGCAGAUCGAGGGGGAGGAGGAGGCGCGAGGGAGGGGAGGCCAGGGAGGAAGAGGGGGAGGAGCAGGGAUGGCGGCAGGCAGCAGAGCUGGAGACGACAGCGAAGCUCAGGAGACGACAGAAAUCAUCGCCUUUGCUGAGGCGGGUGACUCGGAGGGAGUAGUGAGCUUCGUCCUCUCUAAGGAAGGAGGAGACAUGUCUCUAGUGGAGCAGGCUAACGUGUGGCUCUUCCUUCGAUUGGCCAAAACCGACCGCAGCCGGGCCAAGGUCACCAUCCGCCUCUUCCAGCGCCGCCUCUCAAACAGACGGCCCUCUCCUCCACAGGAUGAUGUCCUGCUGGUGGAGAAGACGGUGGACACGCGACGCAGCGGCUGGCACACCUUUCCGGUUUCGACAGCGGUGCAGACGCUGCUGGAGAGGAAGAUGAGCUCAACGCUGAGCCUCCGGGUGUCCUGUCCCCUCUGCGCUGAUACCGGAGCCACGCUGGUUCUGGUGUCAGACAACCCAGAGAUGUCCCAGCGCAACAACCAGCGUGAACAGUCCCACCGACCUUUCCUCAUGGCCGUGGUCCGCCAGGGUGAAGGUUUGGACUCGCGGCGGCGCAGGAAGCGAGGGCUGGAGUGUGACGGGAAGGUCCGGGUCUGCUGCAAGAGACAGUUUUACGUCAACUUCAAGGACAUUGGCUGGAACGACUGGAUCAUCGCCCCGUCUGGUUAUCAUGCCAACUACUGUGAGGGUGACUGUCCCUCCCAUGUUGCGAGCAUCGCCGGGUCCACGUUGUCCUUCCACUCUACCGUCAUCAGCCACUACCGCAUGCGGGGCUACAGCCCCUUCCAGAACCUCAGGUCGUGUUGCGUGCCGACCCGGCUACGCGCCAUGUCCAUGCUCUACUACAACGAGGAGCAGAAGAUCAUCAAGAAGGACAUCCAGAACAUGAUUGUGGAGGACUGUGGCUGCUCAUAGACGCACACUGGAGUGGACCGGUUGGGGCACGAUGACCUUUGACCCCAGACAGGAAGGACGGGCCGGUGCUGGCUAUUCCUUGGGUCUCUGGACUGGUUGGGCUGGUUUGAUGGCACUUUCUGAAAAAAAGGAUAUCUAAUAUAUUUUUGUUACAGACGAAGAGAAGGAGUCUUAUUUAUGUGUGAGGCAUUCAAGGACCGCUCUGCGCGUCGGACGCUAGAGACACGAGCGACCUGAACGACUCAGACUGUCAGAACUAUGCAACUCGUUCUUCUUCUGCUGGUCCUGUUUGUUUAUGUUUAAACGUCGGAGGAAGAGACCAAGACACUUUUAUCUUUAUGUUGAUGUGAGUGAGCGAGUGAGUGAGUGAGUGAGUGGGUGAGUGGGUGAGUGAGCGAGUGAGUGAGUGAGUGGGUGAGUGAG